Rotaria sordida is the source of this 330-nucleotide messenger RNA. The record is from the annotation of a GenBank genome assembly. Lineage: Eukaryota; Metazoa; Rotifera; Eurotatoria; Philodinida; Philodinidae.
AUGAGAAUAGUAGUACUUGGAAAUGAAUCAUUACAAUUAAGAAAAUUAGAUAAACAUUUAAUUAAAAUGCUACUCGUACAAGUCACUCUGUUACUUUUAUUUACAUUUUCUCAUGCCAUUCAAAGAUUGUAUUUAACAUUUGCACCAAAUCCAUCACCACAAUCAUUACAAGAUCCAGUACAGAACUUGAUCUUUAAUUUGUUUACUCUUUUCUCAUUUGUAGCUAGUGAAAUGCCAAUUUAUAUAUACACAUUAAGUGGUAGUACUGCUUUUCGAAAUACAUGUCUUCGUGUUGUGAAAACAGUUGUCAGUAAAAUUCGAUGUCAUUAA